Molecule: messenger RNA, 988 nt
Organism: Sphaerulina musiva SO2202
Lineage: Eukaryota; Fungi; Ascomycota; Dothideomycetes; Mycosphaerellales; Mycosphaerellaceae
Product: cyclophilin 1 long isoform
Exons: 5
Coding region: 144-812 (222 amino acids)
Biological process (GO): protein folding; protein peptidyl-prolyl isomerization
Molecular function (GO): peptidyl-prolyl cis-trans isomerase activity
Source: RefSeq, a predicted model, not a curated record
CAGAACAUCAUCAACCACUCUUCUUGACGAGACCAUUAUUUGUACAAUAAUUGUAGGAUAUAUUGCGUGGCAUUGUAACCUGCAGCACAGAAAAUCCCGACCGGCGACCACUUGACCUGUACAGUUGAAAAGCUUCCUCCGCCAUGAUGUUUUCUCGAACAACAACCACCACCUUCUCCAAAGCCUUCAAAUCUCUUCAACAACCAACUUUCAAUCGAUCCUUCCACGCUUCUACCGCCAGAAUGACCGUCUCCGCCUACUUCGAUGUGACCUGGACUGGGCCUCUCCUCAAGGUCGACUCCACCGGCAAGGUCGUCGAGCAGGAUACUAGCAUUGCGCCACGCUCUGCCCGCAUCAACUUCGACCUCUUCGACGACGUCGUCCCAAAGACUGUCGAGAACUUCCGCGCUCUCUGCACUGGCGAGAAGGGCUUCGGCUACUCGGGCUCCAAGUUCCACCGUGUCAUCCCAGAGUUCAUGCUUCAGGGAGGUGACUUCACCCGUGGUAACGGCACUGGUGGAAAGUCCAUCUACGGCGAGAAGUUUGCCGAUGAGAACUUCAAGCUCACCCACAACAAGCCAUUCCUCCUCUCCAUGGCCAAUGCCGGCCCAAACACCAACGGCUCGCAAUUCUUCGUUACCACUGUCGUCACCAGCUGGCUCGACGGCCGCCACGUCGUCUUCGGCGAGGUCAAGCAGAGCGAUCUCGAGGGCAUCGGUGCCGUGAAGUCGAUUGAGGCUUGCGGCUCCAGCUCUGGUGCCAUCAAGUACAAGGAGGGUAUCCCAACAAUUGUUGGCGCAGGUGCCAACUAAGGCGCGAGAGCGAUGCGUGUGGACAGCGGAUAAGUCCAGACGAUGACAAGUUACAAAGGCAGUGUGGCAUGGGCUCAAACGAUUGCACUCUAUCAGUCACGGCUGGCAGACUCAAAAGCAGACUGCAUAUCAUGAAAUGAGAUUUUUCUCUCCCCGUUCAUAUUAUACGUUUUCAC